This is a messenger RNA of Phoenix dactylifera (date palm), 2678 nucleotides long. Lineage: Eukaryota; Viridiplantae; Streptophyta; Magnoliopsida; Arecales; Arecaceae. The record is from RefSeq and is a predicted model, not a curated record.
UAUGACUGCCAGCCCACCAAGCAGAAAGUUCGAAGCAAAAACAAAACUUUACGAUUCUUUGUAAUAAUUCUCUUCUCUGAUAAUGCCUUAUUUUGCUUUUCUCCCACUGAAAACGAGAUUCUCUGUGUAUUGUUAGUGUAAGUUUUUCCUUCUACCUUCUUUCUCCUUCUUUAUGCCAUUUCUUUUGUUGCUUCGUAUAUUUUAAUCUUCUUUUUCUAGUGGGCCGCUCUUAUAAAAAUGGCUGACGUUUUAAUCAAGCAAAGGUGGCUGCGCGGGAUCCACCUGGGGCAGGUAAGGGGGUUGUUUGCUGCUCCCCAGGGGAUGAUUAUUUCCUGUCAGCCUGCUGAUUCUUGUUCUUCUCGCUCGGUAGACCCGUGGAGGCUCCAUCCAUGUCUGCUUACGUGAGUUGAGGAAAGGAAACGAGAAAAUUGAACAAGGAGGUGAGGCUCAUUUAUGAGGUGAAGGUGAAACGGCUUCGGCGGUCCUUUUUGUCUCCUUGGUGUGGGAAAGAAAGACCCAGAUUCCAGAAAGAUUUAACUACGCUUCUCUCAAAUUUAAGGUCUUAUGGAAACUCUGCUCUCUGUCAUGUUCUUGAAUUGAGAUUCUUGGGCAAGAGUUGGUAUCAAUUUGGAGAGCGCUAGUUAAGAGAUUGGUGGGGAAGGGCUCUUUCUGUCUUGGAUAAAUUAUUUUGGAUGAGGGAAUAGGAGAGGAGGAGGUCGGAAUGGAAACAACAGCAGCUCAGAAGAGUCUUGAGAGGGUGAUCUCUCAGAAAGCCUUCCAGAUGAGCAGCUCCACUCCUUGUAAAGUAUGGGUACUGGGCUUCUUCUGUGGUGUCUGCAUCACCUAUUUAUUUCUGGCUUGUCUGACUCCUUUUAGAACAGAAGAGUUUGGAUUAAUUUUUUCGAGGUCCUCAGGAGCAGUUUCUCAGAGUUCGAGCAUGAUAUAUUCCGAUGUUGGUACAGGUGGAAACUAUAGUUUUGCACCCAAUUUUUCUCAAAGAAAAUACAUAUAUUUACCAAAAGAAAAGGGAACUCUAGAUAAUUCUCAAGGAAGCGAAACACAGAGCCAUGAAGAGAGGGUCCUGAUGCUGUACUCAGCUUGGAGUGCUAUACUGGAUGAAGUGGGUAAUAUCUUUGCUCGGGGACUGCAGAGAUCAAACGUGCCUCAAGCUCCUCAUUUGGAAAACUGCAGAUCAAGUGUGGAAACAAAUAGGCGUUUUGACAACCGUGGUGAAAAUGGAAGUCUUCCUCCUUGGACAUUGUGGAAAGGAUUGUUAGGGUUAAAUUUACUUCAGCCAUCAUUGUCAAAAGGUCCAGACCGGAUGCAUUUUGUACGCAGGGCAAAGUCUGAAGGUGCUUAUCCUCCUUGGAUUGUAGGAUCCGAUGAAGAUAACUUUCCACUUACUAGGCAAGUACAGAGAGACAUAUGGAUUCACCAGCAUCCACGAAACUGCAAUGAUCCUAACCUGCGGUUUCUAAUUGCUGAUUGGGAGAGGCUACCAGGAUUCGGUAUGGGGGCCCAACUAGCUGGAAUGGCAGGGAUGCUUGCGAUUGCAGUCAAUGAGAAACGGAUUUUGGUUACAAAUUACUACAAUCGAGCUGAUCAUAGCAGUUGUCAAGGUUCAUCACGGUCGCAUUGGUCUUGCUACUUUUUCCCAGAGACAUCUUUUGAGUGUCAAAAACAUGCCUUUGACCUCCUGAGGAGUCAGGAAGCUUGGAAAAAUGGAAUUAUAACCGUGAAGGAAAACUACACAUCAAAAGAAAUAUGGGCUGGGCGUAUACCAAGAGUAUGGGGUGAUCCAUGGAGUUAUUUGCAACCCACAACUGAUAUAGGUGGAAAUUUACUUACACAUCAUCAUAAAAUGGAUAGAAGGUGGUGGCGAGCACAGGCUAUACGAUAUUUAAUGAGGUUUCAAAGCGAAUAUACAUGUGGUCUCCUGAACAUGGCUCGGCAUAAAGCAUUUGGUUUGCAAGCAGCUAAAAUGGUUGUUGAAAAUCUCCCUGUGGCUUGGCCAAAGGUGGUCAAUAACAGAUCUCAAGCUGACAUCGAGCGAUUUGUAUGGUCUAACCAUAAACCCUGGAUUCCGAGACCGCUUCUAAGCAUGCAUGUGAGGAUGGGAGACAAAGCUUGUGAAAUGACGGUUGUUGGAUUCGAAAAUUACAUGCAACUGGCAGAGCGCAUCCGAGAGCGCUUUCCGGACCUCAACAGCGUAUGGCUCUCCACAGAAAUGCAGGAAUUCAUUGAUAAAUCGAGAUUGUAUCCCCAUUGGAACUUUUACUACACAAAUGUGACACGCCAAAUUGGCAAUAUGACAAUGGCAACAUAUGAGGCAAGUCUUGGCAGAGAGACCAGCACAAACUAUCCCCUCGUCAAUUUUAUGAUGGCAACUGAAGCAGAUUUCUUCAUUGGUGCUUUGGGAUCAACAUGGUGCUACCUCAUAGAUGGCAUGCGGAACACCGGAGGGAAAGUAAUGGCUGGUUAUCUGAGUGUCAACAAAGAUCGGUUUUGGUAGCUCAGGCAAAUUAAGGGAACAAAUGUGGAUAUGUGAAGUCUGUGAUAUCCUCCGUUUUAUUUAUGUAUAGAGCCAUUCUUUUUGGUACCCAUGGUGGGUUAUUGUACAUAAAGAACAGAAGAUAGUGCUUCAUAAAAUCAAUAAAUAUUUUGAGACUUCUUAUGAA